Pimephales promelas (fathead minnow) is the source of this 6993-nucleotide messenger RNA. RefSeq names its product TAO kinase 2a (gene taok2a). Gene Ontology annotation, molecular function: ATP binding; protein serine/threonine kinase activity. Lineage: Eukaryota; Metazoa; Chordata; Actinopteri; Cypriniformes; Leuciscidae. Gene Ontology annotation, cellular component: cytoplasm. The record is from RefSeq and is a predicted model, not a curated record. Gene Ontology annotation, biological process: protein phosphorylation.
UCCCGCCCCACGUAGCCAUUUUGCGUUUCCUGGACAAAAAAGGGGGCAAGAUAGAAAGACAAUCAGACACAGAAUAGAUUUAGUGUUCAAAUCACAUCUAGAAUCAAAAGUGCGGAUGUAACUGUGCAAUAUGAUAGGCGCUGGAAGGGGCGAGCAGGUACACCAGCCGCGGCCCUUAUUCCAAGUGGAAACAGUUGGCUAGCUGGCUAACGAGCCGUUAGCGAGAGAGUGAGAUAAAGACUUCAUAUACACAUAUAGUUUUAGGACAUACAUGCGUAUACAAUUAUACUCUUCUGCACGCUAGAAGGUGGGCGUUGGUAGAAAAAAAUGGACCGUGUGUUGAUUUGAAACGUCGCAGCGGGCAAAAAACAGCAAACGCCACAGUUUUUUGCGGAGGAAGCCGGAUAACUGUUUAUUCACAGGGAAUAAAGAGGAGGAUCGCAGCACGCCACGGAGCCAGUCAUGCCUGCCAGUGUGCGUACUGGGACCCUGAAGGACUCAGAGGUGUCUGAGCUGUUCUACAGAGAUGAUCCUGAGAAGCUCUUCACUGAUCUCCGGGAAAUCGGUCAUGGCAGCUUUGGAGCUGUGUACUUUGCUCAUGAUGUGCGUUCCAAUGAAGUUGUGGCCAUCAAGAAGAUGUCGUUCAGUGGCAAACAGUCCAAUGAGAAAUGGCAAGACAUCAUAAAAGAGGUGAAGUUCUUGCAGAAGCUCAGACACCCCAACACCAUCGAAUACAAAGGGUGCUACCUCAGAGAGCACACAGCAUGGCUGGUGAUGGAAUACUGUCUAGGAUCAGCCUCUGAUCUUUUAGAGGUGCAUAAAAAGCCUCUUCAAGAGGUGGAAAUAGCUGCUAUUACCCACGGUGCACUUCAGGGCCUCGCCUACCUUCACUCUCAUAACAUGAUACACAGAGAUGUGAAGGCAGGUAAUAUUCUGCUAACUGAGCCUGGUCAGGUGAAGCUUGGAGAUUUUGGCUCUGCCUCAAUAGUUUCUCCCGCCAACUCUUUUGUGGGUACACCUUACUGGAUGGCUCCAGAAGUGAUCCUAGCCAUGGACGAGGGGCAGUACGACGGGAAAGUGGACGUCUGGUCUCUCGGCAUCACCUGCAUCGAACUAGCUGAAAGGAAGCCGCCCUUGUUCAAUAUGAAUGCUAUGAGUGCCUUAUACCACAUUGCGCAAAACGAAAGCCCUGUCCUGGCGUCAAACCACUGGUCGGACUACUUCCGUAACUUUGUGGACUCUUGUCUUCAAAAGAUCCCUCAGGACAGGCCUACCUCAGAUGUGCUGCUCAAUCACCAUUUCCUGUGUCGAGAGCGCCCUCAUUCUGUAGUGAUGGAUCUGAUCACGCGCACCAAAGACGCUGUGCGAGAGCUGGACAACCUGCAGUACAGGAAGAUGAAGAAGAUCCUGUUUCAGGAAACCCUCAAUGGCCCCACACAGGAAGGAGGAGAGGAAGAAGAGGAAGCGGAUCAGUACCUCCUGCAGACAGGCACGGUGAACAGUAUGGAGAGCUCUCAGUCUGUGCCCUCCAUGUCCAUCAGCGCCAGCUCCCAGAGUUCCUCAGUCAACAGCCUGGCCGAUGGCUCGGACGACAGUGCUGAGAUGGCCAUGAUGCAGGAGGGAGAACAGACUGUCACGUCUAACAGCUCUAUUAUACACCGCCCCACUACGCGCGAUAAUAUUUAUGACGAUCCUUAUCAGCCGGAGAUGGAGUCGCAGCAGCCGCCGUCGUCGGCCGCUCGGAGGAGGGUGCACAGAAACCGAGACCAUUUUGCCACCAUCCGCACAGCCUCACUGGUGACCCGUCAGAUUCAGGAGCAUGAGCAGGGCUCAGCUCUGAGGGAGCAGAUGUCGGGGUACAAGCGCAUGAGGAGGCAGCACCAGAAACAGCUGCUGGCUCUGGAGAACAAGCUCAAGUCUGAGAUGGAUGAACAUCAGCUCAGGCUGGACAAAGAGCUGGAGACCCAGAGAAACAACUUUGGAAGUGAAGCAGACAAGCUGAGUAAGAAACAUCAGGCCAUCCUGGAAAAAGAGAUUAAAGCUGCACAGACGGAAGAGAAGAAAUUUCAGCAGCACAUUUUGAACCAGCAGAAGAAGGAACUCAACGGCCUGCUGGAUUCACAGAAACGGCAGUACAGGCAACGCAAGGAGCAGCUGAAGGAGGAGCUGAAUGAGAACCAGUCCACACCGAAGCGAGAGAAGCAGGAAUGGCUGGUGAGGCAGAAGGAGUGUAUGCAGCAGAUCCAGGCUGAAGAAGAGGCUUCUUUAUUACGGCGACAAAGGCAGUAUUACGAGCUGCAGUGCAGACAGUAUAAAAGGAAAAUGCUGCUCGCGAGACACAAUCUGGAGCAGGACCUGCUUAGAGAGGACCUGAAUAAGCGUCAAACCCAGAAGGAUCUGGAGUGUGCUAUGUUGUUGAGACAUCAUGAGUCCACUCAGGAGCUGGAGUUCAGGCAGCUAGCACUGGUUCAGCGUACUCGGGCCGACCUGAUCCGAACGCAGCACCAGAGCGAACUGGCCAAUCAGAUGGAGUAUAAUAAGCGGCGUGAGCAGGAACUCCGUCAGAAACACGCUGUGGAGGUCCGCCAGCAACCUAAAAGCUUAAAGACGAAAGAGCUCCAGAUCAAACGUCAGUUCCAAGACACCUGUAAGAUUCAGACACGGCAAUACAAAGCCCUGCGGAACCACCUGCUGGAGACCACGCCCAAAUCAGAGCAUAAAACCGUACUGAAGAGACUCAAAGAGGAGCAAACACGUAAACUGGCCAUCUUGGCCGAACAGUACGACCAUUCCAUCAGAGACAUGCUGUCCACACAGGCUGUGAGUAAGUUGCGAUUGGAUGAGACGCAAGAGGACGAGUACAGAGCACUGCGCAUGCAGCUGCAGCAGGAAUUGGAGCUGCUAAAUGCCUAUCAGAGCAAAAUAAAGAUGCACACAGACACGCAACACGAGAGAGAGGCCAAAGACCUGGAGCAGAGGGUGUCUAUACGGAGAGCUCUUCUUGAGCAGAGGAUCGAGGAGGAGAUGUUGUCUUUGCAGAACGAGCGAUCAGAGCGAAUCCGGGCUCUGCUCGAGCACCAAGCUCGAGAAAUCGAGUCCUUUGACUCGGAGAGCAUGCGUCUGGGCUUCAGUAACAUGGCUUUGAGUGGAAUCCCUGCUGAGGCUUACAAUCAGGGCUACCCCAACCCUCCUUCCUCCGGCUCUGGGGGCUGGCCGUCCCGUCCUGUGCCUCGUUCAGGCAGUCAGUGGAGCCAUGGCGUCCAAAACUCAGCGGCGCCGCCCUCCUGGCGAAGUCAGAACAGUACAGCCGGGUUCAGCCGAGCGGAGCAAAUCUCCAGCCGGGAGAGAGAUCGAGAGAGGGAUUUAGAGGGAAUGGGUGCCCGUGGCUUUCCGAGCUCUCGCUCCUCGGCCUCGUCUUCGUCGUCGUCGUCAUCGCAUCAUCACCUCCGCUACAUACCGCAGCAUUACCACCACCAGAGUACACCACACCUGUACCGCGACAACCGAGAGAGGGAGUGGGGAGGUGGUGGUUCAGGAGGAGGUGGUCACCACUCCUCUUCAUCCUCCUCUCAUGGCCACUCGCAUCACAUUUCUUCCCAUGGCUCUUCCCAAUCCCUUGCUCUCCUCCCUCCACCUCCUCCUCCUCCACCCAUCUCACUUUCCACAUCUUCUCCCCAGUCCUCCUCCUCCUCUUCCUCCUCUCAGAGUGGCUAUGGUGGAAGGGGCGAGAGCCUGGCUGUGAGGGGCCCCAGCCUAAUGGCUCUGAGAAACAGUCCAGGACCCCUUCGGAGAACCGCCUCGGGCGGAGGUGCCGGUGGGUCGGGCGGGGACGGAGGUUUGAGUCGGAGUACAUCAGUGACGUCGCACAUCUCCAACGGAUCCCACCUCUCCUACUCUUAGAAAGUCAGACUCUAUAGGAAGUCUCCUAGAAUGUUUAGCGGGCUUUGUUUUAGCAGGGGAGAAAAGCCCUUGACGUAGCUCGUUUAGGAGGUAAACGGAGACGUAUUUAGAUGACAGACCGAAGAUAGAUCUCAGGAUUUCCGAGGGAUAGUGAUUCGGGAGGGCUCAGGGUUUAGAUCGGGAACAGAAACGACGAGAUGUACUGUUACAGGAGCAGAAAGCUCUACUGUUGAGUGUGUGCGUGGGAGGGAAAGGAUGAAAAUAACACAAGUGGUGCCAAUGCUGUAGAUCGGGCUCAUCCUUAACUGGUCCAUUUUAGUUUUAUUUUAUUUUAUUUUAAACGGUCAGACAGACCCAUUGAAUUCUGCUCUUUCAUGUCCAGGAAUUUUCUUGCACGUCUAAAGGUUUAAGAUUUGAACUUUUUACAGAAAUUAUUUUAUGCUUAAUCAAUCCUGGUUCAUGUUAAGCUGAAUUCAUUUUGUGCAAUUUUUUAAAAGAAUAAUUUGCCAAAAAUGAAAGAUCUGUUAUUAUUUACUCACUCUCUCAUGUUGUUGCAAACCUUACAUAUUGUUAUUUUUUUCAUUGAACACAAAAGUAGAGAGUUUUUGGAGGAUCUUUUAAGCAGCACUUUUCUAUGCAACAAGAGUUCUGAAGACUUUUGAAUGUUUGAGCAGAUCAUAAUUUGGGUCUGAAAAUUAAUAGUACAUUCAUUCAUCCAAAAACAUCUUGGAUUUUCAUGCGUCAGAACCAAAUGUAGAUCACUUUGUAUUUUUUUUUAGCUAUGAACCAGCAUUAUUUGGAAAAGAGCUGCUUUAAAGGGAAAGUUUACCCCAAAAAAAUGAAAAAUCUGUCGUCAUUUACUCGCCUGCAUGUCGCCCCAAACCCGUACGACUUACUUUUUUCUGUGGAACAUUCUUUAAACAUUCUUGUUUUGCUGCAGAAAGUAAGUCAGGUUUGACAUGACAGAAUUUUCAUCUUUUAGCUCUUUCUAAUAUCUCUGUGUUUUGCAGAUAAAUAACAAAAUACAGGUUUAAAACGACAUGAGGGUGAGUGAAUAAUGGCAGAAUUAUUCAUUGACUCUGAGCGUCUCUUGAGUUUGAGCCAGAGGAUGAGUCCUUCACAAUUUUACUGCUAGCGAGCGAGUCGGAUGCAAUAGAAGGUGCUGUAGCAUGUGCAAAAACUUGUGGGAGGGAGAAGAGGUGCAAACUGAGGAACUAAAAGGGUGAUUGAACUGAUUUUUUUGUGUGUGUAAUUAUGUAGAUAGUACUAAAACAAUACUAAAAGAACAUCAAUCACUGAUGGGUUUUAAACUGUACAUUUGUAUUUGAGUCAAGGACGGGAGGCAGUUUUUUAUUUUUAUUUUGAAUGAUUUUCGCAUUCUGUGUUCUUUUAUUAUUUUAAACAAUGCCACAUGUUAUACUGCCAUCUAGAGGCUCAACUGACCUAAAGCAACUCCGCCCACUGUCCUUAUAAGGGCAAGCUGCCAUUUAAGAUGUGUUUGGUUUAGGUUUAAACUGGGCUGUCAUUCAGUGUCUGUUUUUAGCAUAGGUGUGCUAAGAUUACUUUUUAAAAAGAGAUUGAACCUGGCUAGGUGAGUAAGCCAUCUCCUGUAAAUAUGAUGUACAUGUCCAUAAGAGAGUUUGGUUACAGGUUUCUGUGCAUGAGAGUGAUGUACUGAGACCAUUUGUAUACAAACAUACACAACAGACGUUUAUAUGACUUUAAGUAUAUGUGUAUAAUACAUCUCCUGUGGAAGGGUUGACGGGGAAAGUCAUCAGGUUGUUUUCUGUUCAACUCUUUUGAUCUAUAAUGUACUUAUACAACGUGUGUAUAUACAAGCACUAACUCUUAUUUAGGGUAAUAAUAAUUUUGCUAUGUGAAUUGGAAAAUGGGUCAUAAAAAAUAGAUACUGUCAUUAUUAUUACACCUACUACUACCACUGCAAUAUUUGUGUUGUACACUAAUUUUUCUUGUUACAAUUUCUUUUUAUCUCUUUUUUUAAAGACAGGUUUUUUUUUUAUCAAUGCUUACCACUAGGUGGGAAAUGUUGGCAGUGUGACAGUGAGAAUUUCGAGUCUCGUUUUAGUUUAAAAAAUCAAAAAAGGACUACCUAUCCCAGCAUUCCUUGUUACAUCUCAGGCUAGGAGUCUUUUGUGCAGUGCUUCGUCAGGAGAGUAGUAUUUUAGAGCCAGUAUUAAACUUGUACAGAACAUUUUAAGAGAUUUUAGCUGUAUAGAACAUUUCUAGAUGACUGUAAAGUGUGUCAAACACCACCCCCCACCCCCACCCCACCCUUUCUCCCUCCAUCUUAUUUUCUGGAAUGCACUACUUUUGUUUUUGCUUACAAAAUUUGUAUGUAUAAAAUGGACACAAAGUAACACAAGCUGUUUACAUUGACAACCAACAUCUCCAGCAUACCCUUAAGAACAUGGUGAGAGAUGAAGCUAGAUUUUGCCAGUUACGUUGUUUUUUUAGUUUUGAAAACCCGAAAUCUUUUGUGCUCCCACACUGCCAGCUCUCUUUAGACACCAGCGUUCACUGGGACUCUCCCUUGGCCUCCUGAACCAAGGAGACAUGCAGUACCUCACUUCCCUGUGCCUGGCCAACCUUUUUCAGUGUUCACGUCACAUCGCCUCCCCACCCAUCACCACUUUCCCUUAUGUCCUUUCUUGCUUGGUUACUAACAUCAAUGGACAGAAGAGGAGAAAACAAUCCUCAGCCCUUCUGUAACUCUGGGCUAUCAUAUAAUGUGUUUACAGCAACACAUGCUGGAUUCUUCUUAGUGUAUCCUCUUUUAGGGGGUGUUUCAGUAUCUGGUGGUAGUAACUUGAGGUAAAUCUAUGAAAUUACUUUCAUCAUCCUGCAGUGUUUAAAGGACUGGAGCUAUAAGGAUGCAAAGACAAUUGCUGUUGCAGAUGUGUGGAAAAGUGUGUAGCCUGCGCUGAAAUGUAUUGCAAAAUUGUGGUGUUUGAAAGGCUGAUGGAGAGCAUGGUUCAGGGAGCUCAGAAAAAAGGCCAAAUUACAUUCAGGUGAAAUGAUUACAGGAGAACUCUUUAACACAUGGGUUAUAGAACUUGUACAGAAAAUGAUUAA